AUGAACGACAAACAGCAGCACUUCCCCGUGCACGCGCAGGUGAACGAGACCAAAUACUCCGGCGUGCACGUGAGCCCAGAGGCCAUGCGGCGCGUGUGUCUGCCUGCACCGCAGGUACGUGCCAACUUAUUCUGCGCAUUUGAUGAGAACCUUUUGGCGCGCGCAGAAGCUCUGGCAGCCGCUGAACUCGCCAAGCCUCACGCGACACCGUACCACGCCAUGAACGGCGGCGUAUGCGCCACGUCCACUUCCUCUACGUCUAUAUCUUCCACUUCUUCCCAUCAUCAUCAUCACCAUCAUCAUCAUCACCACCUGACCCAGGCGCUGGAGAGCGAGCUCCUCGAGCACCUGUCGUCUGCGCUAGCCGUUGGCGGCUUGGCACCGGAUCCGUCGGCUUUGGCCACGCAAGCGCACCAGAAUCACCUCCCGGCGGUCGCUUGCCACCUGCACCAGGCCGCAGGCCACGCAGGUCUCCCGCACGCGCACCCUCACUCUCAUCUUCAAUUGCUUCCAGGCGGUGAUGGAGAGUCGGAUCCGCGUGAGCUCGAGGCUUUCGCAGAGCGCUUCAAACAGCGGCGCAUCAAACUCGGCGUGACGCAGGCAGACGUGGGUUCGGCGUUAGCCAACCUCAAAAUCCCGGGAGUGGGCUCUCUCAGCCAGAGCACGAUCUGCCGUUUCGAGUCUCUUACGCUCUCCCACAACAACAUGAUUGCACUGCGGCCGGUGUUGCAGACGUGGCUGGACGAAGCCGAGGCGGCGCACCGCGACACGAGCGCGCGCACAGACCUGCUGCUUAACAAUAACGGAGAUCGAAAGCGAAAGCGCACAUCCAUCGCAGCGCCGGAGAAGCGCUCACUCGAGGCUUAUUUUGCAAUCCAGCCUCGGCCUUCUUCAGAGAAAAUCGCUGCCAUCGCCGAGAAGCUGGACCUGAAGAAGAACGUGGUCCGAGUUUGGUUCUGUAACCAAAGACAGAAACAGAAGAGGAUGAAAUACUCCGCAGCGCACUGACUGAUCAACUCUUAUGUUCAGGAGCUACAAACACUUUAAAGCGCGCA
Molecule: messenger RNA, 1055 nt
Organism: Tachysurus vachellii
Lineage: Eukaryota; Metazoa; Chordata; Actinopteri; Siluriformes; Bagridae
Gene: pou4f3
Product: POU class 4 homeobox 3
Exons: 2
Coding region: 1-1008 (335 amino acids)
Biological process (GO): regulation of transcription by RNA polymerase II
Molecular function (GO): RNA polymerase II cis-regulatory region sequence-specific DNA binding; DNA-binding transcription factor activity, RNA polymerase II-specific
Source: RefSeq, a predicted model, not a curated record